Oncorhynchus masou masou (cherry salmon) is the source of this 2423-nucleotide messenger RNA. It is a transcript of the gene fpgt, whose product is annotated as fucose-1-phosphate guanylyltransferase. Gene Ontology annotation, molecular function: transferase activity, transferring phosphorus-containing groups. The transcript is spliced from 4 exons. NCBI's taxonomy places the organism in Eukaryota, Metazoa, Chordata, Actinopteri, Salmoniformes, Salmonidae. Bases 398 to 2128 code for a protein of 576 amino acids. The record is from RefSeq and is a predicted model, not a curated record.
UGGAUAAAUGUCCUUUACCAUUGAAUUUUUUUUCUUCUAAUUUCCGGGUCUACUUAAGGUCCCAUAGACACCAAUGCGAUAGCAGCUGGGCCUGGUCUACUUAGUUCGUUGAAUGUAUAUGAACGAGAAUAAAAUGAGGGAGUGGGUUAUCUCGCAUCCUCCUCCCUCUCUGAUUGUAGCUCUCGGACAUAAUAAUAAUCAUGUGACUAGACCCGGAAAUUAGGCAGGUGACAUCACUGCAGCAGUUUCGAGUCAGAACAUUUCAAUUUCAAUCCAUUCCAUAUCCACAAGAACUGAAUAUGCUACAUUUAAAAAUUGAAUGACGCAAAUGUGAUGUUAGUUGUUCUGCGGAUGCCCGUUUCGUAUGCAUUAGACCACUUGACUUUGAGCCAGGAGAAUGAACGAACAAGGAAGUAAAAAGUUGCAAAUUGCAACAAUGGAGAAACUUGAGAGAUUCGAUACAUUACGUGGUAAGCAGGUGCAACCUGGAGAGUUUUGGGAUCUAGUUGUUUUAACCGCUGUAGAUGACAACCAGAGAAAAGCAUACGAACUUCAGAUCUCAGAGAAACUUGGGAGGAAAGAGAUCCCACUUGGCAUUUCAUAUCACGUGUUCUCAGAUCCACCUGGAGCCAAAAUAGGAAAUGGAGGCGCAACACUGUCCUCUCUGCAACGGCUGGAAGACAUCUAUGGGAAGGCUCUGGGUGGAUACAGGAUCCUUCUGAUUCAUGCAGGUGGAUUCAGUCAGCGUUUGCCCAAUGCCAGUGCCCUGGGGAAAAUCUUCACCCCCAUGCCCUUGGGUGACCCUCUUUACCAGAUGCUGGAGCUCAAACUGGCCGUGUUUGUGGAUUUACCCAAGCACAUGAAACCGGGUGUGCUGGUAACCAGUGCGGAUUGCAUAGAGCUCUACAGUAUAGCGGAGGAUGAGAACAUCAGGUUUGACAGGUCUGGGUUCACUGCUCUAGCCCAUCCCUCCCCCAUCUCCAUUGGAACAACCCACGGAGUCUUUGUGCUGGACCAGAAGGAGAAGUCUGUAUUGGCCGACAUGGAAUACAGGACCUGCCUCCAUUUUCUGCACAAACCUAGCGUCAAGAAGAUGCACGAAAACGGUGCUGUGUGUAAGAGCCAGGAUAGCUGUAUGUCACUUCUGAGUGAUGCAGAGUUUGUGUACACAGACAGUACAUAUUAUGUAGAUUACAACACUGCAAUGUCGUUGCUUAGUCUAUUCCGAGAAGUGGGUCCUUUGGGCUGUGAGAUAGAUGCCUAUGGGGACUUCCUUCAGGCCCUGGGUCCCCAAGCCACGGUAGCUUACACCAACAACACUGCCAACGUCACCAAGCAGGAGAGCAACCUGGUGGAGAUGCGUCAGAAGAUCUUCCACUGCCUUAAGGGAACUCCGCUCAACCUGGUGGCUCUCAACCACUCCAAGUUUUACCACAUCGGCACCACCACAGAGUACCUCUUCUACCUCUCAGAGGACCCGUGCCUGAGGGGUGAGCUGGGACUAUACAAGGUGUUAGGCUACAGCCAAAACUUUAGCUUUAAGGUCUGCUGUGUGAUGCUGAGUGACGUGAAGCCCGGCUGCUCUUUAACUCCAGGCUCGGUGGUAGAGUACUGCAGGCUGGAGGCCGGCGCUCAUGUUGGCGGGCGGACCAUACUCAGCGGCUGCUGGGUAGGUGCGGGCCUGAAAGUGCCUGAUGGAACCUUCAUGCACUCCCUCUGCGUGAACCGGGAGGGCCAAACUGGUUUUGUUACCGUCACCUUCGGCAUCGAGGAUGACCUCAAGAAGAGCGUGGGGUCCCCUGCGAAUAUGGAGGGCUUGAACCUGUUCGGGGCCAGUUUGGUUGAGUGCCUGGCCAAGUGGGGCCUGAGUCCCGAGAGCCUGAGGUUCUCUGGUGACACAUCGAGUUGUAGUCUUUGGAACGCCUGUCUUUUCCCUGUGUGCCCGGACAUGCGCAACUCGUUCUCCCUGACUCUGCAGAUGCUGCAGCCGGGCGGGUCCACUGUCACGUUGCCCCCAGGCACCAAGCUGAUGUCUCUACAGGAGGCCCUGCAAUGUAAAAACUUGGAGGAGAUGCUCAAGUACAGGAAGACACUAAUGGAGGAUGUAAAGAUGAAGAAAUGGAGAUGACUGUGAGCUAUAGUGAUUAGGCUACUAUUGAUUGUAAUACCAUUGUGCCUUUUGUAAUCAUGAUAGGAAGGAUUGUGUGUUAAAUUGAACUGAAGUAGGGAUAAAAUGUGGUGGGCUUUUGGUAGCAUUUGAGUACAAUGGUUGGAUCAGCUAUUUGAUCCAUAAACGGGACAUUUGGAUGUAGCUUUUUUUUUAUUACAAAUAUGUUAUUUCUGUUGUAUAUUAAAAGAAAUGUCUAUUUGAAAACGAUUUUGUAAUGACAAUCCAUUUUGUAAUAAUGACAGAAAAUAUUUGA